AUGCUGGCUCGUCGCGACCAGGAAAACCUGGUAAACACCCACCAGACCACCGCUGCGGCCAAACCCUUGAAUCAAGGACUCAAUCUCGCCCCCAAGACACCUGGCAAGAAAGUGCCGUUGAACGACGAAAAUCACCCCGGCGUGUUUAAGAAACUCACAGUCAAGGGAAAUGGAAGCCGUCAGGAUAAUGGGAAGCCGAGAAACAAUGCAUUUGUUACUCCCAUGGAGCUCUCCCAGACACCGGCCCCAUUUGGCGGAACUUUGAAGCCCAAGACCAACCGGAAAACUGCGAGCGCCCAGAGACUUAAAAAGGCUGCCCCUAGUAUCCAACAGGCCCAGACAAAGGUCUUUACGGAAUCAGUUCAAGAUGAUGUUCCCGACAUCGAAUACAUGCCCCCGAGGCCGAUAGCCCUGCCUGAUCUCCCAGACGAUGUUACCUACAAUACAAACUUCCCCCAAUUUCAACCAAGAAAUCGAGCCCUGGGCCUGGAGAGUGUUUAUGGCAAACAAGAGGUCGGUAAGGAUGGCCUUACAAAGAAGCAGCGCAAGUUCCAGGAGGACUCUCUUAAGGCCGAUCAGCUGGCCAAUGAGGCGAUGAUGAAGCAACUGGAGAGUGUUGGAUUCAACGACCCCAGUGAGGAUGAGGCAGCUCCCGCACCAAAGCCGCAGCCGCGAAUUCUUCGCUCUAGAACGCUUUCUUCAAGUACUUCUUCAAGCACUUCCUCAAGCACCCGGUCUGCUCGCAACAUCUCAACACUUCGUUCCCGUGAGGCUGCGGCUGCCCUGGCAGCUCCCAGGGCAAGCUCAGCCGCAAUCAGACCUGCUCCGGUCCCUAAGUCUCGUAUUGCAUCGGCUUCGUCCAUCCUUAUGCACAAGAAGGCUCGAGUUCCAUCCAACCCGUCGUCUAUGCGCGCCACUGCUGCCGCUGCCACCUCCAAUACCACUAUGGGUUAUUCGAAGGGACGGAGCGUGUCAUCCACCUUGCGUGAGAAGACUGCCGAGCAACCCUCGAGCAUCUCCGCCACUCUGUCUCCCGAGACCUACAUACAACUAUACGGACCUCCCCCUCUGGGAUCAGACAUGUGGUCCCGUUGCAAGGCAGCCGGCUGCUUUGACACUCCAGGUGAGAGUGCCCUUUCUCAGGAGCUUGAGGAGCAGCUGCCAACUUUCGAGGAGGAUGACGAGACAGAGAACUUCCAGCUCACUCUGUAG
This is a messenger RNA of Penicillium maclennaniae, 1212 nucleotides long. RefSeq lists its product as uncharacterized. NCBI's taxonomy places the organism in Eukaryota, Fungi, Ascomycota, Eurotiomycetes, Eurotiales, Aspergillaceae. The transcript has 3 exons. The record is from RefSeq and is a predicted model, not a curated record. The coding region runs from base 1 to 1212 and encodes 403 amino acids.